AUGGCGGAUUCACUUGCUACAUUACAAUACCUCGCUCCUUAUACGGGAGCAGCCCCGGCUGAGUAUUUUAUGUACCGCGAACGACAUACUUUAAUAAUUUAUGAUGAUCUCUCCAAACAGGCACAAGCUUAUCGCCAAAUGUCCCUUCUAUUAAGUCCCGGCCGUGAGGCUUAUGCAGGGGAUGUUUUUUAUUUGCAUUCACGCCUUUUAGAAAGAGCCGCGAAAUUAAAUUAUCUUUUAGGCGAAGGAAGUAUGACCGCUUUACCAAUAAUUGAGACUCAAUCUGGAGACGUUUCCGCCUAUAUUCCUACUAAUGUAAUCUCCAUUACAGAUGGACAAAUAUUCUUAUUUGCGGAUCUAUUCCAUGCCGGAAUUCGACCCGCUAUUAAUGUGGGUAUUUCAGUUUCCAGAGUAGGAUCCGCGGCUCAAAUUAGAGCCAUGAAACAAGUAGCUGGCAAAUCCAAAUUGAAACUAGCUCAAUUCGCAGAGUGA
This is a messenger RNA of Triticum turgidum subsp. durum (durum wheat), 492 nucleotides long. The record is from the annotation of a GenBank genome assembly. Lineage: Eukaryota; Viridiplantae; Streptophyta; Magnoliopsida; Poales; Poaceae.